Podospora bellae-mahoneyi is the source of this 786-nucleotide messenger RNA. RefSeq lists its product as uncharacterized. Bases 1 to 786 code for a protein of 261 amino acids. Lineage: Eukaryota; Fungi; Ascomycota; Sordariomycetes; Sordariales; Podosporaceae. The transcript has 2 exons. The record is from RefSeq and is a predicted model, not a curated record.
AUGUUUCAAAAAGAGAGGCUGGAAGGUGCAAUUGACCAAGGAAGCCAUUUUUACUGGGAUGAUGUGCGCGACCCAAUCAUGCAACAUCCAGGGGAUGUUCUUCUCAUAUUCGACUGCACGGCCCCUUUCCCACUGUCGUCCUCCAAGAGUAAUCGACCACAACAAUCUCAUACUGGGGAGGAAGCCGAACCCCCUCAAGAAAUCAGGCUUUUUAUGGGCCCUGGUGUGCUCUCUAGAAAGGGAACGAAACAGGUGCUCGGCGUGUGUGUCCCUUCUUCGUUGGCUUCGGGAAGAUCAGGAUUUGGGGCAGAGCCAUUGAGUAUCUCGUUCAAAUUGUCAAAAGAAAAGCAAAAACCAGAAAUGGCCGAGAAGCCUCGUGCACGGCCAAGGUCACUUUUGUUGCCCGGAUUUGAUCUGAACAAUCUGGAACCCUCAGAUUCGGUUGAGCCUCAAGGUGACCAAGGAGCAGGACAGCCAGAGCUCGAACAGUCGAGUUCACCGUGGAAGCUCGACGACACCAUGACAAAAGCGCUCUGCAGAAUCCUGGACAGAGAUCGAAACCGAGUGAAGACGGAGGUGGGGAUGAACGAGAUAUUGUCUGUGCAACGGUUAUGCAGUCUUGUUAGGGAAGAUAUACGACAGACAUCAACUCUACCAUCGACAAUAGGAUCGGAGCAAAGGGAAGCGAUAAGGGAAGUGGAGAGGGGGCUGGCAGGAAGGGUAUUUGUCACACAACUUGGUGGGGGACAGAUACAGGACAUUUACCUGCCUUGUCUUGGUGCUUGA